AUGACUGGAAAUAAAGAAUGGGAAGAAUCACAAUUAAGAACAUACACCAAUUGGGUGAAUUAUAACCUUGGAGAGGAUCAGCAGAUUAAAGAUUUACUUAAUGACUUAUCUGAAUCAGAUAUUUUGAUUAGUCUUAUGGAAAAGUUAUCUGGAAAAAAAGCUUACCCCCACAAGAAGUGUAUGACUAAAAGUAGAAUUGUGAAAUUAGAUAAUGUAGGAAAAGCAGUAAAGUUUAUGAAGGAAGAAAAGCUCAACACAUCGGUAUCAGCUGAAAAUAUUGUUGAUGGUAACAGAACUUAUAUUCUUGGUAUGGUAUGGACUAUGAUUCUUAAAUACAAAAUUAAUGCCAAUCAACAAAAGGGUGUUGAUACAAAAGAAGAGUUAGUAGAAAAUAAUGCACUUUUGGACUGGGUCAAUUCUUUUGGUCUUAACAUAUCUAAUUUCUCAAGUGAUUGGAAAGAUGGAGUUGCUCUUGUUAAGUUAACAGAAGCUGUUUCUGGUGGUCAAAUUAAAUUUGAACAAUUCAGUGGAUUAGACUCUAUUCAGAUGGUUAUUGAUUGCCAAAAACUUGCAUACCAACAAUUCAAAAUUCCAAUUUUGAUGGACGUAAAAGAUUUGAUAUGUGAACGUCCAGAUCCUAAGUCUAUUAUGACAUAUGUUUCAGUUUAUAAAGAAAGGUAUGAACAAUUACUUUUUGAAAAAGAACAAAGAGAAAGAGAAGAAGCUGAGAGAAGACAAAGAGAAGAACAAAAGAGGAUAGCAAGAGAGGAACAAGAAAUAAAACAGAGAGAAGAGGCUGAGAGAUUAGCAAAAGAAGAACAAGAGAGAUUAGCAAAAGAAGAACAAGAGAGAUUAGCAAAAGAAGAACAAGAGAGAUUAGCAAAAGAAGAGGCUGAAAGAUUAGCAAAAGAAGAGGCUGAAAGAUUAGCAAAAGAAGAACAAGAAAGAAAACAACGAGAAGAACAAGAAAGAUUAAAACAACAACAACCAACUGGCCAGCAACUAACAUUUUUUGCAAUUAAAGCAGCAGAUGCUUGGAUCUUACAAAAUAUACAAGCUGCCUACGCACAAGAUCCAACUAUUCAAUUCCAAUGGUGGUAUCCAUUAGUUCAAAACCUUAGUGCAAAUGAUUUUAGAGAACUUCAAGACUGGUUUAAAAAAAUAGAUAAAGAUAAAUCUGGAAUAUUAGAAUUGGAUGAAUUAUUAAAAGCUAGAUGGCCUAAAGAUAUGAAAAUGAAUAACGAUACUAUAAAAAGAUUGAUGUUAAUAUUUGAUGCUGAUAACAGUGGUUCAAUCGGAUUCUUUGAAUUUAUUGCUCUAUACAAUUGGGUAAAAUUAUGUGUUGCAACAUUUAAACAUUUUGAUAUAGAUCAAAGUGGUUCAUUAGAUAUUACAGAACUCCAAGCAGCACUUCCUCAAUUAGGGUUCAAUUUAAAUAAACAAAGUUGUGAUGCAUUAAUCAGAGCAAAUAAAAAUUUAAUAGGUAAAAAGAAAUUAAACCAAGUUCAAUUUAUUUGUGCUACUUCUUAUCUUGCACAAUGUCGAACAAUUUAUCAAUUAACUUUCGAUACUCAUAUGGACCAAUUAGAUCCAGUAGAGUUUGAUAAGUUUAUUAACUUAGUUCUUGGACUUAUUUGA
This is a messenger RNA of Entamoeba dispar SAW760, 1638 nucleotides long. Its product is annotated as grainin, putative. Gene Ontology annotation, molecular function: protein binding; calcium ion binding. The transcript has a single exon. Bases 1 to 1638 code for a protein of 545 amino acids. The record is from RefSeq and is a predicted model, not a curated record. Lineage: Eukaryota; Evosea; Mastigamoebida; Endamoebidae.